Molecule: messenger RNA, 4863 nt
Organism: Acaulospora colombiana
Lineage: Eukaryota; Fungi; Glomeromycota; Glomeromycetes; Diversisporales; Acaulosporaceae
Source: the annotation of a GenBank genome assembly
AUGGAGUCAUUUGAAGAUGUUAUAAUUGAAACCCUCACCCAAAUUUUGGAAGGGGAAAAAGAUGUUGACCACGUCGAUAACCUUUUCAAGGAUCUACAAAACGAUCACAUUGAGAAAGCCCAAGAGAACAUACUUGAUACGCUAUGGACUCUUGAUGCUGACGUCUCUGACAACGUUAAGGAAAGGCUAGUGAAGAUAGUAAAGAGACUUCAAACACAAAAAUUGAUUGACACAAGGUUAAUGAAGACGAGGCUUGAAGUGCCUUUAUUAGAGGCUGCCGAGAUAGUCGAGCCACAAGUGUGGGGUCGAAAGUGCAUCCGCAUUAAUACCGCAAUGACUUAUAAACAACAAAAAUACAAUCUUUUGCGUGAAGAGUCGGAAGGUUAUGCAAAACUUAUACAUGAACUCACACUCAGUUGUCAUCCAGAAUACGAAGGCGAAGAUGAAAUUAGUAGGAACCAGAGGGCUGAUACGUUAUUAGAUACAAUGAAGACACUAAUAGGAUACUUUCAUUUGGAUCCUAAUCGUGUUCUAGAUAUCAUACUCGAUGAGUUUAUACUGAAUGUGAAACCUCAUCACGAAUUCUUUUUGAGGCUAUUGGAAAUUUCUCCCUGGAGGCCUCCAGAAUUAAAAAAUGAGAAUGACAUGAGCAAUGUCAUAUCUUGUGAUUGGAGUGCCGACACGGGAAACCUUAAUUGCGCCGAACUUCUCGGAACAAAAUUUGCGCGUUACGACGGAAACGACAUGGGAAGUGAUGUACACAUUUCAUUAUAUAGAGCUUCCGCUCUCUUGAUUCGACGCGGGCUUGUAAAAAUUUCAGAUUUAUAUCCAUACACCCUACUCUCAAAGACAGUCGAGGAUAACGAUCCGCGACAAAGACAUCGACACGAGAAGGGUUUGGCCCAAGCUCUUCUUGAAAUUGGUGAUCUUCAGCAUGCGUGUUACAUACUUCUACAAUUACCCUCCAUUGAUGAACAUCUCGCCAAGUAUCUUUGUAAGAUAUUUGAGAUGGCCAUUUUUGACAUCUACAAUCCUAUUGCACCCAUAAGUUUAAAGAAGCCGCCUCAACCUGAACCUUUUAUUGCUACCUGGUACAAGCGUUGGAUGGAAGGAUUUCCCAUUAUCAAAAGCUUCGACGAGUUGCUGGGAAUCACUGGACGACUGCUUAUUGGUCUAAUAGGGCCGUGGUUUUCAAAACACCUGAUCCUAUUCACUUGGAUGCUGAGAAUCUGUCGACGUCAUAUUUUAAGUUCAAAAAAUUCGAGUAAUGGUGCUUCCAUCAAAGAAGGAUGGUUCGACAUAUUACGAUUGGCGAUAUUACCAGCUGUUUCUAUGCCCGGCAUCACGGUCGGUGUUGUCAAUGACGUAUGGGACAUUUUGAUCCUCUAUCCAUUAGAGAAACGUUUCGGCCUUUAUCACGAGUGGAAGAAAAUUUACGACGAACAUGAGGAAUUAAAACUUCGACGAAGGAAGGCUGUCAAAAAGCUUAUUAAGUUGUCUAAUCAAAUGACAUCUGAGGACUAUAAGCAAAAGGCUCGAGAAAUUGCGAUGGUGGCUCAUUCUAGGCCAACAGUGACUUUUGAUUUCUUGUUGAGAAAGGUUAAAAUGAAUUCAGACUUGAUUGAAGGAAUGGUUGAGGUGUGUAAAUAUCUGGAUCGCUUGGACUUUGACAUUCUGACGUACAUGAUUGUCGAAACUCUGAUUGAGGAGACUAGGCCAAAGCUUAAAGAAGAUGGGGUUAACCCCAGCGAUUGGAUGCAGCGUAUGGCUACUUUUGUUGGUAAAGUUUGCAGUAAAUUCGAAAAAUUUAAUAGCGAGAAUAUCACUGUCUUACUACAAUAUGUAUUGAUCUCAUUAAGAAAACGCAACUUUGAAGAUUUGAUUAUAGUUAGUCAGAUGAUUACGAGGAUGUCAGGGAUUGUAUAUACUGAAAUUCCUUCGGAAACAGAUUUAGUACUUAUGGCCGGCGGUAAACAUCUGCGUGAUACCAAAUUGUUCAAUCGCAGUCUUGUAAAGAAUUACCGCAAAGGAUCCGUAAGAUUGUCCAACGCACUUAUAUCAAAUGGCUUGGCCAUUCAAAUUGCAGUGUUACUCGCACAAAUGGCUCAAAGUAUUCCAUUUGAAGUUGAGGCAUCUUCAACACUUGGACUCAAGUCAACCAUUGGGCAAGCUGAUAUUUGCCGUAGAACUUUCAUACAAUAUGUGGAUUUCCUGGCAAUCUCUGUCGACAUGGACGAAUUUGCAUCGAUUAUUCCAUCUAUAAUUGACUUGUGUAACGAAUAUGCGUUAAAAUCAGAGCAUGCGUUUAUGAUCCUUAGACCAGUUCUCAACAAUAUCUUAAAGAGAUUUCCCGAAAAACCAAAGGAAUCCAUUUCAUCAAGAUCAAUAACAAAGAAUAUAGAGGCAUCCGAAUCGUCUAAGCAAAACGGAGGCCCCUCUUUGCAUAGAGCCGAAAGUAAUGGCACAUCGGCACCGUUCAAUGACGCUCCAUCAGAAUCAUCAAAACAGGUUGCCAACGCGGCCUCAAGAAAAGCAGGCGAGGAAUCUGAGCUGUCGAAUAAGAACGAGAAUAUUCACAAGAAUUCAAACGAUACUUCCAUCACCGAGUCUUCCAAAAAUGGCGAAAUCAAUCUUAACUCCAAGGCAAAUAGCGUUUGGCUACCACCGUUACUCAAACUUUUUGAUCAAGUCACGAAAAUCUUACCAUCGUAUGUCUGGAGCGGAAUUAGUCCAGCUUUCUAUGUAACAUUUUGGCAACUGUCACUGCAUGAUUUGGAAUGUCCGCGAACAGAGUAUCUAAAGGCAAUACAAGAAAUUCAAAAUCAAAUACCGGUGGAUAUCAACGACGAUCCAAACAAGGAUAAAAACAAAUACGUCCGAUCUGCGAAGAAUCUUGAAGAGGAGUACAAUGAACACAGUCAACACGUGAAAAAAAUUGAGGAGCGUUUGAAAAAUGAAAAGGAACAUUGGUUUUCCGGUCAAUUUUCGAACCGCCAAGAUAUAAUCACUCAACUAUGGCAAUAUUGCUUAUUUCCUCGUCUAUUAGUCUCUCCUGAUAACGCCAUUUUCUGUUCAAAAUUCAUUGAGCGCAUGCACAAAAUUGGUACUGCCAAUUUUUCUACACUCACUCUUUAUGAUAGAAUAUUUGCGGAUCAGUUGCAGCUUAUCACAUUCACCUGCUCUGAAGCCGAAGCAAGGAACUAUGGGAUCUUCCUGAGGACUAUUUUGCAGUCCUUGAGCAGCCUCCACAAGGAUGAGAGAACAUACAACAAAAUUGGGAAAGGAAAAGGUAUCCCGGGAUUUCAAAUGAAGUGGAGUUCUCAAAAUCGUCAACCUGCAAGUGUCUCUGAAACCGAUUUAUUGGGGUAUCAGGAUUUUAGAAGAGUAUUUUAUAAAUGGCACUCGAAGCUUUAUAAGGCUUUUGAGCAAGGACUUCAAUCACAAGAAUAUCUUUCAUUGCGAAAUUCAAUUAUCGUCAUCAGCACGAUACACGAAUAUUUUCCAGCCAUUGAUAUCUUUGGCAAGAAGAUUGAAAACCUGAUUAAAACUGUUAUCUCAGAGCAAUGCACCAAGUGGAAGGAUAUUGAGGUCUUGGCCAUAAGCUAUUCCGGAAGGCUUCAACUUGACAAGAAAAAUUGGGUUGCCCUUGAAGAUUUUCGUCAUACAGAGAAUUCGCAAGCGAAUAAUAGGCAGGGUGCCGCCAAUUCUGGUGCGUCACAAGCGAGUCAUUCAUCGUCACCCGCACAAAGGGUAUCUCAAACUCACGGAGCCAAUAGAGCAAGUCCACUUUCUAAUGUUCGAAGUGCACACUCUUCUCCAUCACAUGCGAACACCGCGGUCAGAACUGACAGCCCUAGAAGACAAAUCCAUCCAUUACCCGAUAAACCUCAAGAUCGCAAUCAAAUCCGGGAAAAGGAACGCGACAGGGACAGGGAUGACGAUCACGAAAAGAUUAGAGUAAAAGAAAAAAAAGAGAUCUCGAAUGAUCACGACAAAGAAACAAAGAAGGUCGAAGACCACAAGGAAAUUAAGAAGUCGGACCAUCACGAUCGUGAUAGAGGACGGGAUCGAGAUCGGUCUAAACCAGAGGUUACAAGGGUGGAAAAUGAAAAAAGAAAAUCCAGCAAAGAGAGGCCGCCGUUGGACGACCGCAACAAGAGAACCGAUUAUCAUCCUCGUAUGAGGGACCGUGAUAUUCGCGACCGCGAUGAGAAGAUCAAGGAUCGUGAGAAACGGGAGGAACGUCGUGAGGACCGUCGUGAUGACAAACGCGACAAGGUGAAAGAUAAGGAACGCGAAAGGAGUAGAGACCUUGACCGCGAAAGAGAACGAGAUCACAAUCGAGAUAGGGAGGAUCGUGAUCGCCAUCGAAACGAUAAUGGACGUAGCAGACGUCAUGUUGAAGAUGUGCUUCCCCGUCGACCUCGUAAAAAUGAUCAUGAUUUACUUGAUCGAGCCGUCCGUGAUGAACGAGAUAUGCAAUUUGCUGCUAGAAAUGAUCGCGGGGAUAAAUAUAUGGGUCUCUCAAAAAAGCGAGAUCGCACGGAAAGGGAUCAUGACGAUGAAACUGAAAUAGAUAUUAUCAGCAAGAAACGUAAUAUGAGAAAUGAUGGUAUGGCUCCUAUUUCCUAUCCAAAUCCUAAAAAGAGGGAAAGAACAGAUCGUGAACGCGAUGAUGAACCGGAACCGGGUCCUAUUACCAAGAGGGGAAGUAUUGGAGAGGGAUUAACUGUUCCUCGCACACCAGUUAAGCUUAAUCGUUCGAUGGAGCACAUAAAUGAAUUAAUGGCGCCGAUGCCCGGUAGUGGCUCAUUUGGCGGAAAGAGAGAUGUGGAAAAGCGCGAGCCCAGAAGGCGUUACUAG